AUGGGCGGCACAUUGGACUCUUUCCUUUCUUAUCUUCGCGUUCCUUUGAUUGCCUCCUCGGGCAUUGCUGCUUUGCUCAGCGGAGUCCUUUACUUCAAGCAAAACGAAAUCAUCUAUGCAAGGAACUUUCCGCCCGAUGCGCGAACCAAUGUACCCCGCCCUGCACAAUUUGGCAUACCCGACUUCGAAGAGCUCUUCAUUCCUACACCUGAUGGGGAAUCGCUGAGCGCCUUCUACAUACGCGCAAACAGGGCCCAGUCACGCAAUGUAACGAUACUGAUGUUUCACGGCAAUGCUGGCAACAUUGGCUAUCGCCUACCCAUAGCUAAAGUGCUAGCGGAGGAGCUGGGCUGCAACGUCUUCAUGCUGCAGUACCGAGGCUACGGACUCUCUACGGGAACACCAAACGAAAAAGGCAUUAAUGUUGACGCACAAACGGGUCUGGACUACAUUAGAAACCGCCAUGAGCUGCGCAGCACACGCAUCGUGCUCUACGGGCAAAGCUUAGGAGGUGCGGUCUCGAUUGGCCUAGCUGCUCGGAACCAAAAGCAGGGCGACAUUGCUGGUGUAAUUCUAGAGAACACCUUCACCUCGAUGCGCAAGAUGAUUCCUUCAGCUCUGCCACCCGCAAAAUACCUUGCGCCGUUUUGCCAUCAGGUAUGGCCCAGCGAGGAUAUGCUGCCGCAGGUUAAGGGCGUUCCCAUGCUAUUCUUGAGUGGGCUGCGAGACGAGAUUGUGCCUCCAUCGCACAUGAGUAAGCUAUACCAGGUCUGUCGAUCGACACCGAAAGUAUGGCGGGAACUACCGAACGGCACACAUAACGACUCUGUUUCCGAACCUGGGUACUUUGCCUAUAUCGACGAUUUCCUCUCUGAGCAUGUCUGCAAAUGA
Messenger RNA from Didymosphaeria variabile, 891 nucleotides. It is a transcript of the gene bem46, whose product is annotated as bem46 protein, variant. The coding region runs from base 1 to 891 and encodes 296 amino acids. NCBI's taxonomy places the organism in Eukaryota, Fungi, Ascomycota, Dothideomycetes, Pleosporales, Didymosphaeriaceae. The transcript has 5 exons. Gene Ontology annotation, cellular component: membrane. The record is from RefSeq and is a predicted model, not a curated record. Gene Ontology annotation, molecular function: palmitoyl-(protein) hydrolase activity.